Messenger RNA from Sinocyclocheilus anshuiensis, 3072 nucleotides. Its product is annotated as protein phosphatase 1A-like. Gene Ontology annotation, biological process: protein dephosphorylation. The transcript has 3 exons. The record is from RefSeq and is a predicted model, not a curated record. NCBI's taxonomy places the organism in Eukaryota, Metazoa, Chordata, Actinopteri, Cypriniformes, Cyprinidae. The coding region runs from base 364 to 1365 and encodes 333 amino acids. Gene Ontology annotation, molecular function: manganese ion binding; protein serine/threonine phosphatase activity; magnesium ion binding.
AGAGAGCGAGGUGUUCUAACGCGAGGCUCCGGUAGCCCCCCCUCGGGAAAACAAAAAACCGGAGCCAGCCCAGAAAUGCCCCACCGCCCAGCUGCGGACUGCCUUAACGGGCUCAUGUGAUGCUUUUCAUAUGUUUAUAAUUUUAUUUAUUAUUUUCGUAAUCGUUUUCUGGCAGUUUUGACGUUAGUUUGCGUGCUAAUUGGCUAGCCAUCGAUUGAUGGGUGUUGUGGCUGUGAACGCUGGUUUAUAGUGUUUGCUAUCUGGCCCAGCAUACUGAUAUUAAGGCUCUUACCCGCGGCUUUGGUGCCUCGUUGUUUCUUCCUCCAGCAAAGACCACGAAAAAGCUGGAGCAAAAUAAGAAGAAUGGGUGCGUUCUUAGACAAGCCAAAGAUGGAGAAGCACAAUGCUCAUGGGGAGGGGAACGGCCUGCGCUACGGACUCAGCAGCAUGCAGGGCUGGCGUGUGGAGAUGGAGGAUGCACACACAGCUGUAAUAGGGCUGCCUUAUGGCCUCAGCCUGUGGUCUUUCUUUGCCGUCUACGAUGGGCAUGCAGGCUCUCAGGUUGCUCGUUACUGCUGUGAGCAUCUGCUGGAACACAUCACCAGCAACCCGGACUUCAGGGGAGGCUGCUCAGGGGGUGGGGACUCAAUUAAUGCUGAACCCUCCAUGGAGAGUGUGAAAUGUGGAAUCCGCACAGGCUUCCUGCAGAUCGACGAGCACAUGCGGGCCAUGUCCGAACGCAAGCACGGGGCAGACCGCAGUGGUUCCACGGCGGUGGGUGUGAUGAUUUCCCCUCAUAAUUUUUAUUUCAUCAAUUGUGGUGACUCCAGAGCCUUGCUGAGCCGCAAGGGUCGCGUUCACUUCUUCACCCAGGACCACAAGCCCAGUAACCCCCUGGAAAAGGAGAGAAUCCAGAACGCAGGUGGUUCUGUUAUGAUCCAGAGGGUCAACGGCUCCCUCGCCGUCUCCCGUGCUCUUGGUGACUUCGACUAUAAGUGCGUACAUGGGAAAGGCCCCACUGAGCAGCUGGUGUCCCCGGAGCCAGAAGUGUAUGAGAUCGAACGCUCUGAGGCUGAGGAUGAAUUUGUGGUGCUGGCCUGCGAUGGCAUCUGGGACGUCAUGGCCAACGAAGAACUGUGUGAUUUUGUGCGUUCACGCUUGGAAGUGACAGAGGACCUGGAGAGAGUGUGUAAUGAGAUCGUGGACACAUGUUUGUACAAGGGUAGUCGAGACAACAUGAGUGUGGUGCUGAUAUGUUUUCCUGGUGCCCCAAAAAUCAACCCAGAAGCCGUGAAGCGAGAGGCGGAGUUAGAUAAGUACCUGCAGAACAGAGAGGGUGGAGCAUGUAAAAAGGCGAAUAAAUAAAAUAUAUUACAAAGACUAAGAGAGAGUUAUAGAAAGUGAGCAUUCUUACUUAAUUAGGUGAGUUUCUUAGAUGGCAGUUUACACUUGCCAAUGAAGUAUACGUUACAGUUAACGUAACAUUUUCAAUUAACGAAUCCCCAUAUUGGAGAGGAAAGACUCACUGGUACUGUAUUAGCACAGUUAGGACUAUUCGGGAUCAAAUUUAACCAGAGAGAAAUACCACAGUGUGAAUUUAUUUGAGCUUAUAUUGAUAAUUAGAGGCCUUUAAUUAUUUAUUGCCAAUAUUGAAAAGCACUUACACAAUUUAGAGGUAACCUGUAGCUUUACCAGAGGUUUUAUUGUAGUGCAUCCGAGAAUCCUCCGCUCCAGCGCAUAUUACUUAGCAUAUUAUUAGCUACUAAGUGAUGGUGAGUAAGUGCAAUUGUAGAUUAUUAAAAAGGAAUGAUGAAAACCCAACAUUUGGCUCUGCACUUUUUCAUUAAACGCUGCUAUACUUAAAGGCAUCUUCUAUUAAUAAGAGAAAGACCAAAUUUGAGAUCUCAGUUAGAAUUCAAUAUGUUAAUGUGUUCGAACAGAAUUAAUACAAAGUGUAGUUUUGCGUUCUGUUUGUGACAGUGUGUUCUUCAGAUAGUUGUUUUCAUCCACUUGUACAAGCAUGUGUUUAAGUCUGGCACCCGUUUCAUUUGCAUCUUUCUGAAAAGUUGUUCUAAAUGAGAGUGAAUGUCAGGCCUCCACUGCUGAUUACCUGAAAUUGUAGCUGACACUGCUGUACGUGGCCUGAUGGUGCAGUUUUGUGUCCACAGCAGUGGCCAUGAGCAUUUUAAUCCGCAUGAUUCCUGUUCUGUAAUAUGGAACAUUGUUGCCUUAGUCCUAAUUUACAGUGACUACCUUGAUUAGAAUCGAUAGGUUAGCACUUGGUAUCCAACCCCAACUGCUUGAAAGAGUAAAAUUAAAUCCAGUGGACACAUAGUACUGAAAGCAUGCACUGUACCGAUAGCACGAUAAGUUGUGUACACCUCCUGCAUGUACGCUACAUUAAGAAAAAACAGGGAUAGAUCUUAUUUAGAAUUAAGUUGGUCUGACAGAAGUUUUAUACUUUGUACAGUAUACAUUUGUAACCCCUGAGGAACAGCUUCCGUGUGAACUGAACGCAGUGUUUGAAAGAUUGUGUCAAUGUUUUACAAUCCUCUCCGAGUUGUUUACUACUUGUUGCCUCAAACAGACACUUUGUCAAUCCUCUGGUUUGUUUAUGUAACUAUUAAGAAAAACUCAUUUAGUUAGGAAAUUCUUGGUGCAUAGAGUGGGAUUCAGCCUGCCUGCACUUUUUGAGAUGUAGAUCCUUGUUGGUACAAUGAUUAAACAUUUAUAGUACAAUGGUACACUGCUUUUGUGUCUGUAAAACCCAACAGGAUUUGGCUUUUUGUCCUUUUGUACCUAAGAUUUUGGAAGCCUUUCAUUUAAUUUUCAUAUUUUUGAACCUUUUAGACUUGUCCAAACGUGGCGUAACUCGACAGGAUUUUAGCGACAAGCAAUUUGUGUAAUGUUUAAUGGAUAGUUCACUUAAAAAUGAAAAUCAUUUACAAAAAAUCAUUUAAAAUCAUUUACGUUCCAAACUCAUAGAAACCCAUUGAAAACUUGCAUUAGAUCCCAUUAUCUUUCAUAAUAUGGACAAAAACACCUUUCAUUUUUAAAGUAUCUUCUUACGUA